Messenger RNA from Puntigrus tetrazona (Sumatra barb), 741 nucleotides. It is a transcript of the gene rab40c, whose product is annotated as RAB40c, member RAS oncogene family. NCBI's taxonomy places the organism in Eukaryota, Metazoa, Chordata, Actinopteri, Cypriniformes, Cyprinidae. Gene Ontology annotation, cellular component: endosome; plasma membrane; synaptic vesicle. Gene Ontology annotation, biological process: intracellular signal transduction; protein localization to plasma membrane. The transcript has 6 exons. Gene Ontology annotation, molecular function: GTPase activity; GTP binding. The record is from RefSeq and is a predicted model, not a curated record.
AUGUGAGCAAUCAUGGGCACCCAGGGCAGCCCUGUGAAGAGCUACGACUACUUGCUCAAGUUCCUCCUGGUGGGAGACAGCGACGUGGGCAAAGGAGAGAUCCUGGACAGCCUUCAAGACGGAUCUGCCGAGUCUCCAUAUGCCUACAGCAGCGGAAUAGACUACAAGACCACCACAAUCCUGUUGGAUGGGCGGAGAGUGAAGCUUGAGCUUUGGGACACCUCGGGACAAGGCAGAUUCUGCACCAUUUUCCGGUCGUACUCCAGGGGAGCGCAGGGGAUCCUGUUGGUGUAUGACAUCACCAACCGCUGGUCGUUUGACGGGAUAGACCGCUGGAUCAGGGAGAUUGAUGAGCACGCACCUGGUGUACCCCGUAUUCUUGUGGGUAACCGGCUGCACCUGGCAUUCAAGCGUCAGGUCCCUACAGAACAGGCACGUGCGUACGCAGAAAAGAACGGCAUGACGUUUUUCGAAGUGAGCCCUCUCUGCAACUUCAACGUCAUUGAGUCGUUUACAGAGCUGUCGCGCAUCGUGCUGAUGAGGCAUGGCAUGGAGAAGUUUUGGAGGCCCAACAGAGUUUUCAGCCUGCAGGACUUGUGCUGCCGCGCCAUUGUGUCCUGCACCCCCGUGCACCUAAUCGAUAAGCUGCCGCUUCCUGUGGCCAUCAAGAGCCAUCUGAAGUCGUUCUCCAUGGCCAACGGCAUGAAUGCCGUCAUGAUGCACGGACGAUCCUACUGCUAG